This is a messenger RNA of Centropristis striata (black sea bass), 2051 nucleotides long. RefSeq lists its product as uncharacterized. Lineage: Eukaryota; Metazoa; Chordata; Actinopteri; Perciformes; Serranidae. The transcript has 2 exons. The record is from RefSeq and is a predicted model, not a curated record. Bases 118 to 1050 code for a protein of 310 amino acids.
AUCCGUGAGUCCACGUUGGAUGUCGGGGAUCGGGUCUUAGUCCGAAAUCUUCGUCUCAGAAGUAAACACAAACUGGCAGACCGUUGGGAGCCAAUAGUGUAUGUAGUCACCAAGAGAAUGGGAGACUUACCGGUGUAUACACUGAAACCAGAGAAAGAAGAUGGUCCCCUGAGAACGCUCCACCGAGACCUUUUGCUCCCCUGUGGUUUUCUUCCACAGGCGGAAGAAGAGGAGCCCAAGCGUAUCAGUAAGCCUCAAAGACCACAAACUCGACAAAGUCUCACUCAAGCAGAGGAUAACGACUUGAUCCAAGAGAAUGAUGAUGAUGAAAUCUGUUAUCAGUUUCAACCAUCAGAGGAGAUAAAAGAGACACAUUUCAUCAAAAUAUAUGAGACACAAAAACUGAACUCAGACAAACAAAAGGAUGGACAUGGAAAACCUGGAAAGGAACCUGACAACCACUUACCUGGAACUGGAAUACACUUACCUGGAACUGGAAUACACCUACCUGAAACUGGAACAAACUUACGGGAAAUGUCAACUGGAGCCCCACGCUUACCUGGAAGUCCCUCCAUGGAGAGGUCAAGUGAUGGGGAGCCCAAUCUGGAACCACCUGAAAGAGAAAAUGAGAGUGAAUCAAAUGAGACAGAUGUUGAACAUGGAGUCACAGCAAAUGAGGAAACUGACCUUGAGGCAGGAGACAGUCUCUUUAACCAGCCUCCAUCCAUGCCAGAUAACACCUUGGCAGAUGGGUCAGACCUACCUGAAAUGAGCUACAUGCAGACAGAAAAUCAAGUGGUGGCUGACCAACCAGUGGCUAUGACCCAAAGUGACAACUCAGACCCAUCUCAACCUGUGCGGAGAUCUGAGAGAACUCGUCAGCCAAUGAAAAGACUUGAUUAUCCUCAGUUAGGCAACCCAUUAGUCACAGUCGUUAAGUCACUAUUCCAAGGGUUAAGUGAAGCUUUUAUUGAUUCCCUGAAUACUGACAAUAAGGAUUAUUGGUCCCAGAGUCAAGCUUUUGAAAUCACCACUCCUAUUGUAGAGUAAUAAACAUGCAGCGGGACGUGCAUGAGAAUUAAAAGGGGAGGGUGUAACCCAGUACAUAAUUGGGGAUAAAAAUAUUAUUAGUUCUUUGAAAUUAUAUAUAUUUUUAUUUAUCAACCCUUAUUUGAUUAUUAUUUAUUUAUUUAUUAUUUUCCCAUUUAUAUUUAUUUUGCACACACCCAGUAUUUAUUUGUAUAUUAUUUUUCGAAAAAAAAAAGUAGUUCCACCCUUUUCUCGCGAGAGUCAGAGUGAGAGCAGCCAUGACGAGCAGGUGAGAAAUACCGAAGCAAGUCACUCUUUAGUAAACAAAAACCGGCGGUUGUUAACUCACUUUAGAGCACAGAAAAAGUCUGGAAACUGCACCUAACGGGAGCAGAGGGAUUGUCGAGGACCUGUGUGUUGUUGUUUUCGGCAGAGACCUGGCUAGGUUUUUUGAGCACCCUCAGAACUUACCGUAGAUAUGGAUCGGGAUUCUCCUCAUGGAAGGAGAUGGCGAGCCAGUGAUACCAAAGGAGCAGAGAACCAGCACCUGAGCCUGAGGAGGACAUCCAGCCCUUCUUCACCGUAACUGAGUGUGUCUGUGGUAGGACCACACACACACACCUGACUUUUGUGCCCCUGACUAUUUUAUUUUAUUUCCCCCUGAUUUGACUUGACUUUUGAAUAACGCGCGCUGCAGCACCAAGUACAUUAAAGGACAACUGAAGGAACAUUGAGGAACAUUAAAGGACAAUUAAAGGGACAUUACCUUUCCUAUGAGGACACUUUUUGUUGUUUUAUAUUGAAAAGAAAUACUGAAAUAUUGAAAGAUCAGUUGUAAAAAUACUGAAUUUAUUUUCUUAUUUUAUUUUUAUUUUUCCAUUCAAACUUUUUGGUUCAAUACAUUGAACUUACAUUUAAACUACUACGUGGCUCCGUUUAUUCAUUGUGGUUGUCCAUUUCUUCCAACCCUCCUCUACGAACCUAGUCCUGGUCCAUUCAUUAGUAACCUUAUUACACCUAGC